This is a messenger RNA of Thermothelomyces thermophilus ATCC 42464, 820 nucleotides long. RefSeq lists its product as uncharacterized. Lineage: Eukaryota; Fungi; Ascomycota; Sordariomycetes; Sordariales; Chaetomiaceae. The transcript has a single exon. Bases 104 to 493 code for a protein of 129 amino acids. The record is from RefSeq and is a predicted model, not a curated record.
CUCCGAUUCGGCCCAGCAUCGUUCCUGCCCUGCCAUCGACAAUAGAUUUCGCCUUGCUAAAGUACCUCUCGACCCCCGAUAGCGAGUGCCUGAUAUUCGCGCCAUGUCUGAAUCCCACGCGAUCAACCACGUUGCUUCGGAAAGCGACUUCGACUCGCUCCUCGCGAGCACGCGAUACGUAGUCGUCGACUUCUACGCCGACUGGUGUGGGCCAUGCAAGAUGAUCGCCCCGCACUUUCUCCGGAUGGCGUCGACAUUCUCGAUUCCCGGGUUUCUUGCCUUCGCCAAGGUGGACGUCGACAAAGUCCGACCCGUUGCCCAGAGGUACUCGGUCGCUGCCAUGCCCACCUUUAUGUUCUUCAAGGAGGGCAAGCAGGUCGCCGUCAACGCCAAUGAAAGAAUACAAGGCGCGGACUUGCCGGCCUUGGCACAGGCGGUAGAGAAAGUGGGGAGGCUUGCAAAAGAGAAGGCCGACGCUGCCGCCGCAAAAUAACACUUCAAAGGUGCCGCGGCCACUACAUGAACAACAGAUUUCGACAAUAUUGGGAAGCGCAGCCACGGUUUAUCUGAGAGCCUGCUCAGCAGAAUCACAAUAGGAAUCCCGUCGUCCGCCCUCGAAGCUGCCUUUUCACGCCUCUGCUUUUUGUGACUACUGCAAACACUUCUCGCGCCGUGGUUGGACCCUGACGCCAGGUCGGGCGGAUCGACGUCAAGGAUCUGAGGUGAUGUCAUGCUCCAACGACUCGGUCGUAUCGUCGUUCCACAAUUGUCUGCCAGACCGCGCGACUUUCUGGCAACCCAGUCAGCUAUCUUUUAAGCA